Messenger RNA from Bursaphelenchus okinawaensis, 1420 nucleotides. The record is from the annotation of a GenBank genome assembly. Lineage: Eukaryota; Metazoa; Nematoda; Chromadorea; Rhabditida; Aphelenchoididae.
AUGCGAACCUUGCAAAUGGAAGAAUGGUUCCUCAACUUUACCCAGUUUCAGCGAACUGCAAUUACGCCAGAAACGGUGGGAACAGUGAGCAAUCCGAGGUUGGAGUAUGCUUUGAACACAACAUUUAAGAGCGUGCAAUUUUCUAGCUUUUUAGGUAUGAAUAAACGGUUUUUUUUGGGGUUAAAAGUUGUAUUAAUGGUAAUAUAUUAUGGUAAAGGGGACAAAAUUUAUCUUAUUGGGUCUUUUUACUCCCUAGUUGAUUUUUACCUUAAGAAACAUUUAGGUAUAGGCGGCAGGGACGUAUUAUAGCUGGGGAGGCGGAUCUAUCUCUCCUUCUCCAGAAAUAUAAUUUUAACGACUGAUAGGCGAGAAUAUCUGUAGAUGCUUGAAUGGACCUUAUAAUUUUUAGGUGGAUGUAUUGUACAUCCAAUCUACCGUAUAUACAAGCUUGUGACGAGGGAUCCGGCUAAAGAAACGACGAACACAACCAAAAUUAUUCGAAAUGCUUCAAGGAAACUACAGGUAACCAUGUUAUAAAAGCUAUAAGAGAAGAGUAAAAUAUUUGGCGGUGUGAAAAAUUCAUUAUAUUCGAUUUUUCCGAUUUUUUGAAAAUUUACUUUGAUAGAGGGCACAGAAUUAUGUGGGCAAUCUAAUAUAAUAAGUAAUACAUAUGUCAGUAAAAAGGAUAAUAUACGACAUUACACAACUUACUUUUAGGGUCGUAUUUUACUGGCUGGACUAGCAGUAGGCCCGAUUAUUGGAUAUCUCUUACCAUACUUUGGUGGCGUUAAGGAACCACAGCUGAAACAACUGUGCUAUGAACAUAGGAUAUCAGGAGACAUGUUGGUUUGGGUAAGUUUAGGCUAACUUGAUGUUAUAACCAGGGCUCGACGAGUAGACAAGCUUUAGAUGGGAUUUGUUAUUAGUGAAAGGGCUAUGGUAUUUCUGUUGUAAAUGAGCUUUUGGUCGAUUAUAUUAUGGUCAACUAUAGUUUUUUCUUGAUUUAAAAUAUAUGAUAAAAGGAUAUUGUUGUAGGAUCGAGCCACAGUAACAUUCGGCUUCGUUGGAUGGUAUUGGAAACGAUUCCAAGGCAUGGUAGAUGGAGUUAACCUUGCUUUAGCCUACGUAAUCGCUUAUCACUACGUAAGUUUUUUUUAGUUUUUUUACAACAAAAACUGGUGUUGCCUUGAGGAUAUACUGCAGUUUGUGUAUAUAUACUGUAUCUUUCAAAUUUAAAACAAAAAUGAAUUACAAAUUAAAAAAUUUUAAAUUCCAGGUGAUCAAGACGAAAACGAACGUUCUUCUAACCGACAAAUUCAAACCAGAAGAGCUACAUAAGACUGUGGAGGAGGCAGAACAAAAAACAGAUUAUCUGAAAGGCCAGUUCAAGACCAAGGAUCUCUUUGUCCAAAAGUCGUAG